Molecule: messenger RNA, 2416 nt
Organism: Octopus sinensis (East Asian common octopus)
Lineage: Eukaryota; Metazoa; Mollusca; Cephalopoda; Octopoda; Octopodidae
Product: fibroblast growth factor receptor 3-like
Exons: 1
Coding region: 1099-2295 (398 amino acids)
Biological process (GO): axon guidance; cell adhesion
Cellular component (GO): plasma membrane
Molecular function (GO): protein binding
Source: RefSeq, a predicted model, not a curated record
UGUGAACUCUUGGAAACUAUAAAGAAGUAAAAAAAAGUAAGAAGAAAAGGAAAAGAAAAUACUUAGAGGCAUUGGGAAGACCCUACUCCCACCACAACCACCACCACUACCUCCACCAACAACACCAACACCACCACUACAUUACCACCUCCACCACCAUCACCACCACUAUUGCAUGGUAUCUUUUUGGUCCAUCAUGAAUUCUACGUCUCGUUAUGGUGAAUGAUGUAAUUGUUCUUACUCGAAUGAAGAUGAAACUAAAAAUUAGUCAGGAACCAGAAAUGGUUCCCAGAUGUGAUGCGUAUAGAGGUUUGGUGUGUGAGGAAUAUCGUUAACUGAUUGAAGAGAGUGGUCUGCCUAAAAAUUAUCCAUAUCGGCAAGUUAAAUAAUUAAGAACAAACUCAGCAGCUACAACUACAACAACAACAACAACAACAACAACAAAAACAACAACAACAGCAGCAGCAGCAAUUAUAAUGUUUUCUUUAUUUGCCACAAGGGGAACGUAUGAAGAACAAAGACAAUGCACAAAAGCGGUCAGAGUUUUACAUUGUGUGUUGGCAUAAAAAAAAAUUGCUACAUAACAAAUAGAAAAGAUAUAAAUGGAAUAUAUGCAAAACAUAAAUACCAUAUUUUCUUAUGUAUAAGUCACACUCGUGCAUAAGUCACACUUAUAUAUAAGUUGCACUCAUGUAUAAGUCACACCCCAGUUUUUUCAGUUAAAACCAAGUAGAAAAUAGUGUGACAUAUAUACGAGUAAAAAAGGUGUAUAUAUAUAUAUAUAUAUAUAUAUAUAUAUAUAUAUGCGUGCGUGUGUGUGUGUGCAUGUGCGUAUGUAUCUGUGUGUAUAUGUGUGUGUGCACAUGACUGUGAUCCAAAGGAUGAGGAUGGACACACUAGUGCAAUUAAGGGCUUGCCAAAAAUCAUCAGCGUUCCCUUUGGCAUUAAGGCAAGUGGCUUCUCCAUGCUGUGAUGAUUCUGUAAAUGAAAACUGAAAGUAGAUCUAACCAGCCAUACUGAGACACUCAUACACACGUACAUACAUACACUCACCAACCUUAUAAUAAUAAUAAUAAUAAUAAUAAUAAUAAUAUAAUAAUGUUCGUUUCACACGAUAUUGUUUCAGCUUUGUCUGUUUUGCUUCUUCUUGUCAUUCAUGUUGCUGGGGCACGUGUUUCUGUGACAAAUGACACAAGCUUAAGGUUACAUAAACCUUCAUUCCGUCGCCAGCCCCAGCCUCUCCAAUAUGGCACACCAGGUGAGAAGAUGAAGUUUGUAUGUAAAGUCAGAGGUCACUCCAAGUUAAGCAUGUCCUGGUUCAAAAAUUCACAGAUUCUGAAGCAAACGGCAGACACUAACAAUAAUAGUUCCCGAAUUAAAGUUUCACGGAAUACUUUAGUAAUGAACCCUUAUAAAGCAGAGGAUUCUGGGAAUUAUUCUUGCAGAACAGAAACAAAAAAUGGUCAUAAACUGAGAUCAGAUUUCCGGGUUCUCACCAAAAAUCUUUCUCAGGCAGAGUCCAUAAAAACUGACCAAAUGCACAAUGAAAGCAUUGAAGGGGAAAGCGAAGGUAAACCUCCAUUUUGGGUUCGUAAAGACAGAUCUGAUCUAUACUUUCCUGCAGGAUCACAGUUAAAACUCCGCUGCUACGCUGAUGGAAAUCCUGUUCCGAAAGUGAUAUGGAAGAAAGGGAAUCGUAUCAAAUGGGAAGGUCAAACGAUGAUAAUGAAAAAAUUGGCCCCUAAACAUGAAGGGGAGUAUCAGUGUAUUGCUGAAAAUAAACAUGGUCGAAUUACUCAUCGAUACAAUCUACAUGUAAUCAGAGUAAGCAAGCAGGCACCACCUGUAGUUAAAGGCAUCACUAACCAAACCGUAGCUGAAGGUAGUGUUGCCAGGUUCAAAUGUGUUGUGAGUAGCGUAUCAUCGCCUUAUAUCGAGUGGUUGAAAGUAUCUUCGGUGAACACAACAGGAAGCACAAAUAUAAAACAGGAACUGUUUAUUGAGAAAAACCAGGCGACUGGGUUAUACGUGGUCUGGUUUGUCAUACAAAAUGUCACAGCAUCAGACACGGGCCGAUACAUCUGCCAGGCAUCAAACGCAUCUGGUAGAGCAUCAAUGAGUGCUUGGCUUGGUCUGUCCAGUGAGACAAAUAACGACCCAAAUCAACCAAUCAUGGAUGAGUUAGCAGAAAACUCCCGUUCUUCGGGAUACUCAGUGACACAACGGCGGUGUAGAGGUCGUGUCGGGGUAAUGUUAGCUGUUGUGAUAAUGGUUGUCAACUUGGGCUUACGCUGAAUGAUAACACAUACAUAUAAUACACAAAUACAUAUAUACAUAUCUACACAUAUAUGCACAUACAUAUACAUAUACAGAUAUAUACAUACAUAUGUAUAUAUUUAUAUAUAUAUGUAUAAAC